Drepanopeziza brunnea f. sp. 'multigermtubi' MB_m1 is the source of this 1254-nucleotide messenger RNA. Lineage: Eukaryota; Fungi; Ascomycota; Leotiomycetes; Helotiales; Drepanopezizaceae. The record is from RefSeq and is a predicted model, not a curated record.
AUGGCCGAUCGAGCAACUGGACCUCUAGCUAUUCAAUUAAAAGAAAUAUUAUAUUUAAGACUCUUAAGCCUUUCGGAAGGACUAGAUGACGAGAUAUCGAGCAUCUCAUUUGACUUAAAUAAGCUAUUAUACGCAAAGCUCGAUAGUAAGAUUACGGCUCGAGCAAUAGUAAAGGACUUCUUAAACGCAAAUCUCGAUUCGAAGUGGACCGCCGAAAACCUUACGGACGACGAAGAUAAUACGCCUCAACUACUUCCAGCACUUUUACGAAGUCCAAAAAGGAAGGAAAAGGAGACCUCAGGCAAAAAAGAAGAAAAGGAGGAGAUUCGGAGGUUACGCGAAGAGUUUGCGAAAGAGAAGAAGAAUAUAAAGCAAAAUAUAAAGAUUUCCGUGCCUAACUUCAGCAACCCGAGAAAAGAAUUCAGCAACCCGAAAAAAGGAUCUAGCACCUUCGGACGUACCGACAAGCUCUUUAGAUCCCUUAAUAAGUUACGUAUCGACAAAAAGGAUAUCAAAGGUAUAAGAAUCGUUAAGAACGCGCUUAAAGCGAUCUUAGCGAUGACCGACGAAAAGGAAACGGGAAAGAUUAAUAAAGAGAUCGAAGCUACGGGUACGAAAAAGGGAUUCGAAAACGGACCUUUAAAAGACCUCGGAUUCGGAAAUGAGCCUUUUAAAGACCUUAGAAAAAGACGGACCACCGGCAACUAUAUCGAUAAUCUUUUACCGAUCAGACUAUUAGCUAAGCAUAGCACGCUUGCGUACGGCACUUUAAGCGCUUUUAACGACGAUAGCGAUGACUUUCUUAAGCUAAAAGCAGCAGACUUUUACUUAAGAGCGAAAGAUCGAUACGGUUUGACUUCUGACGAUUACUUAGCGGCGUUCUUUAUUAUGCUUACGAAAGAAGCUAUUACAUUUUAUUAUAAUUACGUUAUUAAAGCUAAGCUUCCGACGUUUAAAGCAAACGCUAUUGCUGUAAAAGACCACUUCGAAACCGACUACCGGCGGCAAACUACGAUUGCACGAAUAAACCUUGCGUUUACUUUUACCGCCGCAAUUGCCGAUAUCCGCCGAGCAAUUGCAUUUGCAACUGAGACCUCUCGACCUCCCGCUAAAGCGAACCGCCAAUACUUCGGAAGUAAGAAAGUUGCCAAGGCUAUUAAAGAUAAGAAAAGGUGUUUUGUUUAUAAAAAGCUAGGUUGCUGGAGCACCAACUAUACCUUCGACGAGCGCAAGGCUUCCGUCGCUAAGUUCUAA